This is a messenger RNA of Trypanosoma theileri, 1158 nucleotides long. RefSeq lists its product as uncharacterized. Bases 1 to 1158 code for a protein of 385 amino acids. Lineage: Eukaryota; Euglenozoa; Kinetoplastea; Trypanosomatida; Trypanosomatidae. The transcript has a single exon. The record is from RefSeq and is a predicted model, not a curated record.
AUGACUCAAUUGUCACACAAAGAGUUGUUUUCUCUUUACCAUUCUGGAAAUAAAUCGUCUAAUGAACUUGAACUGUUAGAACAAGUUGAAGAACGUAUUUCCAAAUGGAAACUUAAUAAGUGGGAGAUGCGAGUUCCACCCUUACUUCCUGCUCAUGAAAAGGAAGUAAUGCGUCGUCAGCAAGAACUUUUAAAGAGUUCUUUUUUUCACUGGGGAAAAUGUCGUGACGCACUUAAUGCGGAUAUUGAAAUUGUUUCUUCUUUGACUGGAAUAUCAAAAGAAGAUGUUAGGGGAAAAAAUCGUUCUUGGAUGCAAGAAGAAGCUGCAAAGUUGCGUUGGAUGGGAGAAGUAAAUAAGGCUACACGUUUGCGUGAUGCGUUUAUGCGUUUGGAGAUUUAUGGAUCAAGGGAUCAUAUGCUUUUAGAGCGACUUUGUUGUAUAUAUGGUUUAGCUUUACAGGGAACCUUUGAAUCUGCUUUUUCAAAUUAUAUUAUGGAAGACCCGCUGACGAAAAAGAUUUUUGUUGAUGAAAGUAAUCCUUUUCGUGAUCUUAUUUCUCAUAUUAUUAAGACAUAUCCUCAAAUAGAUAUUAUCUAUGAUUUUCUCGGUUUUAAUAUUACAGAGGGUUAUCGCUCAUCCUUGCGUCGAUAUUUAGAAAGUUUACUCUUAAAAACGGAUCAAGAGACAAAAUCCAAAGGUCGAUUAGCUUUUGGAAAUGGAAAAAAACUUGAGUUUCUUUUCGAUUUUUGUGAUAGUAGAAAAUCUUUGGUUUCAGGUGAGUGUGUACAAGGGAUGCCCGAUUUUUUGUAUGUUAAUGGAACGGAUAUUACUCUUAUUAUUAUAGCUUCAGAAAAUACAUGGUUACGUAACCGUCAGUUACCCCACAGAAAACAAAUGGAAGGGAUUGCAAGACGAGCUAGUUUUGUUACGGGAAUUCCAUUUUCUGAGGUGCGUAUUCGAAAUCUUCUUCUUCCACCUGCCUACCUCGACAAGAACUCUAUUCUUCGAAUUAAUGAGGUUCUUUUUGGAUUGUCGAAAGAAGAAGAACAAAAACUGGUCCCGUGGUUGAUGGUCUACGAUAAGGAGUUAGAUUCUAAAGAUGUUGAUUUCUGCGCACUUGUAAAAUCAACAAACGAAGAAGAAUGGCUAACAUUGUAA